Molecule: messenger RNA, 578 nt
Organism: Euleptes europaea (tarantolino)
Lineage: Eukaryota; Metazoa; Chordata; Lepidosauria; Squamata; Sphaerodactylidae
Gene: PFN1
Product: profilin 1
Exons: 3
Coding region: 39-461 (140 amino acids)
Biological process (GO): actin cytoskeleton organization; regulation of actin filament polymerization; positive regulation of actin filament bundle assembly
Cellular component (GO): cytoplasm
Molecular function (GO): actin binding
Source: RefSeq, a predicted model, not a curated record
CCGCCCGCCCGGCAGCAGCAGCAGCAGCAGCAGCAGCGAUGAGCGGCUGGAGCUGCUACGUCGACAGCCUGAUGGCCGACGGCACCUGCCAGGACGCCGCCAUCGUGGGCUACAAGGACGCGCCCUCCGUCUGGGCCGCCGCCCCGGGCAAGACCUUCGCCAGCAUCACGCCUGCGGAAGUGAACAUCCUGGUAGGAAAGGACCGGGACAGCCUGUUUGUGAACGGACUGACGCUGGGCGGCCAGAAGUGUUCCGUCAUCCGGGAUAGCUUGCACACGGACGGGGAGUGCACCAUGGACCUGCGGACCAAGAGCACGGGGGGCGCCCCCACCUUCAACAUCACAGCGGCCAUGACCAGCAAGACGAUAGUCCUCGUGAUGGGGAAGGAAGGUGUCCACGGCGGCUGUGUGAACAAGAAGUGCUUUGAGAUGGCCAACCACUUGCGGCGGUCCCAGUAUUGACGUGCCUUCCUGGGCGGCCCCGCCCACGGUACUACUGAGGGAACAACGGUGUCAGGAUGUCCAAGGUGGCGGCGACUGCCCGGGGCCACCGCCCUUGCCAUCGUGGGAUCGACCCCG